Molecule: messenger RNA, 1074 nt
Organism: Rotaria sp. Silwood2
Lineage: Eukaryota; Metazoa; Rotifera; Eurotatoria; Philodinida; Philodinidae
Source: the annotation of a GenBank genome assembly
AUGAAAAUAGAUCCUAAAGAAUAUAUUACAUUAAGUAGUGAAGUUUUGGAUUCAUUAAUAGAUGAGGGUGGUUUUUACGAAUUAAGUGUAAAAGAAAAUCUUGAUUCGUUCGAUAUUACAAAUUUAUUAAAUAAUUAUAAUGAUGUUAAUGAAGAUAUGAUAAAUGUUAUUAAAAAUAAUUUUGAUCAUUUGAAAUCAAUUAAGAAUAUAUUAGAAGAUCAAAUUCAAAAUACAUUUAAUCAAUUAUUAAUUGAUUUAUUUUCUCAAUUUAAUAAUUCAACAUCAUUGAAGUAUUUAAAUACAUGUAAAAGAAAUUAUUUAAAGGGUAAAGCUCCUGAUUGUAGCUUUAUAUACAAAAAUGUUAAUAUCUAUCCAGACGAUGAACAUGAAUCUUUACAACAUUUUGUAGUUUGUGUUGGUGAACUAAAAUCAUCAAUAAAGUCUAUUGAUGCACCGAAAGCAGUUGGACAAUUGUUGCGUUAUAUGACUUAUAUAUUACAAAUACAACAACGUGGCAAAGCCUAUGGUUUUAUAACAAAUAUUAACAGUAUAAGAUUUUAUUGUGCUAAACAGGAAAAUGAUACAUCAAUUGUUUAUUAUCAAAGUGAACACUUCCAAAUGUUUUAUGGUUUGCCGAAAGCAUCAUCAUCAUCAUCAUCAUCAUUUGUUAAUCAAAUAAAUACAAGUGCACCAACAAGAUAUUUUAAUGAAAAAACACUGAAAAUAUUUAUAAAAUUUUUAACAAUGGAUACGAACUUUUAUGGAUACACAACAUUAAAUAUAAAUACUGAUGAUUAUUUAUAUGAUGAUAUAUUUCAUAUUAAAAUGGGAUUAGGAAAUGGUGCAACUUCAUUCGUUUAUUUAUUAGCAAAUAAUGAUAAAUUAAUUAAUAAUCCAAUAUGUUCGAUAAUAAAAAUUUCUAAACAUGAUAAAUAUUCAAAAUAUUUUAUCAAUGAAGUUAAAAUAUUAGAAAAAUUAAAAACUUCAAAUUCAAAUAAAUUUGAUUUAUUUUUUGAAAAUAUUUUCAGUUAUUCACCUACAGGUAAGAUUUGUUUAUUAAAAAAAAAUUUUUAA